UUCUUUUGCAACUCAUCAGAGAGAGAAUAAAGUAAAAAAGAUCAAAAUAAUCAUCCACAAUUUUGUUCUUUUUCCAUCUUACCUUUACAAUAUCGGCUCCGGCUGUAUAUAUUGGAGUGUGGUUCGGGAUAAUGCGCCACCUUUUUUAACGUCUUUUUGCUUGUUAACCAUCCACGACCCUAGCAGGCUCUUGUACGAGCGUAAGCAUGCCAACCUAUCGUUUUCGCGGGCCGUGACAUGGAAUUGUGCCAUCCGGCUAAGCACGCUUACGUGUAACAAGAAAUUGAGGGAGGUUGUUCUUCUAAGAAUCAACUUUUUACCUUCUUAUUAUUGUCUCAAGUUAACAACUAAGGAAAUCGAAAAAAAGAGAGAGAUAUUAAAAAAAUACAUUAGAUAGUUUUCUUUUUAUUUGCCCGCGAUGGUACUUAAAAAGAAAGAAGUCUAUACGGUGAUAACACCCAUCCCUAGCUUCAUACCCCGCCAGCUAGCAAUCGACAUUCUCCACAGCCACGGCGAAGUUAUAACUCUGAAUCCCCUCGUGCUCGAGUAUAAGCAAAUUAAGGCGCCUCGCGAUGCCGUGUCCGACGAAUUCUAUUCGACAUGGUACGAAAUUCACGAGCGAAUUCAAUAUGUUCCCGGUCUAGGAAGAUUUGGGUCUGGGAAAAUUACAUUCAACGGUUGCUUUCACGAUCUGCCAUGGGGUCUGCAAACGCACAUUUACGCGCCGAUGGGAGUCGACCUCCGAAACAAAUAUCGCAUCGGCGGAAACCAACCAGGGGUUGAACAACCCGAACAGCAAGAGAUUGGACUCGCUGCGCUCGGCGCGCCGAAGGAUGGAUUGUACCUGAGAGAAGACAUUGAGAUACGAUGUAAUAUCACCAUGGUCGGCAUAGUAAAAGCGCAGAUGAAGGCGGCUAGCAAACAGAUGGUAGAGAGGAUCAUCAAAAAGGCAGAACUACUUGACGCUGGAAUAUUGCAAGGAAUGAUCGAGGACGGCAAGAUCAGAACGUAUAAUCCGCACAAUAGCACUUACACUGGCGGGUUGAGCGUGGGCUCGGGGAUGAAAUCACCACCAUUAUCGCCAGCGAGCGCAUAUUAUCCACCCACGUCGCCGUCGAUACCAUAUCAAGUUCCGAGGCCAAUGUCGCUACAGCCAGGGAGCAGGCCAGGAACAGCGAAUUCGCUAAGCUACCCAGCGCAUUGGCAGUCUCAAUUACAGCAGCUCAACUCGAAUGAGCAAAAGAACCAACAGCAAUACGCCGAGCUGCCAAGUAACCAGGGAGCGCACGCCACCAGCCAGGGCGUGCUUAUGGAACUCCCCGGGGACUUCCAGCACCCGCAGCCGUCGCCGCGCUUACUCCAACCGCCCUACCCGUCGCCAACGUACGCGCACUACCAAGGCCGAAACUCGCCAUCCUCGACGCAAUCCCACUCCCCCGAGCUCAAGUCCUGGGGGUGGUCGCAGGGCCAGCCGAGCCCAUCCCUCACGAGCUCGCGGCCCACCUCGUACUCGUCGGAUGCGGGCAGUGCCGGUUUCGCGUCGCCCGGACUGGACCACAAGGGCUUCGCGGCCGAGUUGCCGACGCAUCAGGAGACUACGGAGGAACACCGUCACCAGGGCGCGCAGUCAAGGAGCUAUGCGUAUAAUCCGGCCCAUUACGCGCAGGUUCGGCGCUAACUGAAGAGAGAGGGAGAAGGAGAGAUAGACAGAAGGGACGAGUACUAAAAAAAAGGGGAAGGGAUGGAUGGUUAGACGGGCUUGG
Molecule: messenger RNA, 1763 nt
Organism: Daldinia caldariorum
Lineage: Eukaryota; Fungi; Ascomycota; Sordariomycetes; Xylariales; Hypoxylaceae
Exons: 1
Coding region: 419-1678 (419 amino acids)
Source: RefSeq, a predicted model, not a curated record